This is a messenger RNA of Prunus armeniaca (apricot), 1065 nucleotides long. The record is from the annotation of a GenBank genome assembly. Lineage: Eukaryota; Viridiplantae; Streptophyta; Magnoliopsida; Rosales; Rosaceae.
AUGGAAGUGGAUGGAAGUGCCUCAACAGUUUCUAGGGGUGCUCAAUCAAUUCCACUACAAUCCAGGCGGCAGAGAGCUUUCUAUCAGUUUACACAGCAGAGUCUCCCCGCUUGUAAGCCUGUCCUCACACCAGCAUGGGUGAUUACUACAUUUUUAUUGGUUGGUGCCAUUUUCAUACCAGUUGGGCUUAUUACACUUCAUGCCUCCCAGAACGUUGUAGAAAUUGUGGACCAAUAUGAUACAGAGUGUGUACCGGAGGCAUUCAAGAGCAAUAAGGUGGCCUACAUCAAAGAUAACUUAAUCUCUAAAAACUGUUCUCGGUACUUGAAGGUUUACAAGCAUAUGAAAGCUCCAAUUUAUAUCUACUAUCAGCUUGAUAACUACUAUCAAAACCACCGACGGUAUGUCAAAAGUAGAAGUGAUCAGCAGCUUUUACAUGGAUUGGGGUACAAUGACACAAGCUCCUGUAAACCUGAGGAGUCCAAGAAUGGUCUUCCAACUGUUCCUUGUGGCUUGAUAGCGUGGAGUUUGUUUAAUGAUACCUAUACUUUUAUUCGUGGAAGAACUGAAUUAAAAGUCAACAGGAAGAACAUAGCAUGGAAGAGUGACCGUGAUCACAAAUUUGGGAAGCAUGUAUAUCCCUUUAAUUUCCAGAACGGGACCUUGAUCGGUGGUGGAAAGCUAGAUCCAAGAAUUCCUCUAAGCGAUCAAGAAGAUCUUAUUGUAUGGAUGCGGACAGCUGCGCUCCCCAGUUUCCGGAAGCUGUAUGGUAGAAUUGAAGAGGAUUUGGAUGCGGAUGAUGUUCUAGUAGUCAAUCUAACGAACAACUACAAUACUUACAGUUUUGGUGGGAAAAAGAAGAUUGUCCUUUCAACAUCAAGCUGGUUAGGAGGAAAGAAUGACUUCCUUGGUCUUGCCUAUACUUUUGUUGGUUCGACUUCCAUAUUCAUCUCUGUUGUCUUCUUGUUGCUACAUAUGAAAAAUCCAAGGCCCUAUAGGGAAAGACCUUAUCUGCCUUGGAACAAGCAAAGCGUUUCCAGCGGAAGAUGUGAUGAUACUUUAUGA